AUGAAGAUCACACUGAACUUCCUGAAGAGGAUGAAGCAGGAGAAGCUGGCUCACCGUCUGCAGAACAUUUGUGUUAUUUCAGAACAUUUUGCUCCAGUUUGUCAACAUCAACUUAAAUCUGGUCUGAAGAAGAAGUUCCAGUCUGUGUUUGAGGGGAUUGCUAAAGCAGGAAGUCCAACCCUUCUGAACCAGAUCUACACAGAGCUCUACAUCACAGAGGGAGGRACUGGAGAGGUCAAUGAUGAACAUGAGGUCAGACAGAUUGAAACAGCAUCCAGGAAACCACAUAGACCAGAAACGACAAUCAGACAAGAAGACAUAUUUCAAGUCCCACCUGGAAGAGAUCAACCAAUCAGAACAGUGAUGACAAAGGGAGUGGCUGGCAUUGGGAAAACAGUCUUAACACAGAAGUUCACUCUGGACUGGGCUGAAGACAAAGCCCACCAGAACAUCCACUUCAUAUUUCCAUUCACCUUCAGAGAGCUGAAUGUGCUAAAAGAGAAAAAGUUCAGCUUGGUGGAACUUGUUCAUCACUUYUUUACUGAAACCAAAGAAAUCAGCAGCUUUGAACACUUCCAGGUUCUGUUCAUCUUUGAUGGCCUGGAUGAGAGUCGACUUCCGCUGGACUUCCACAACAAGGAGAUCCUGACUGGUGCUACAGAAUCCAGCUCAGUGGAUGUUCUGCUGACAAACCUCAUCAGGGGGAAACUGCUUCCCUCUGCUCUCCUCUGGAUAACCACACGACCUGCAGCAGCCAAUCAGAUCCCUCCUCAGUGUGUUGGCAUUGUGACAGAGGUAAGAGGGUUCAAUGACCCCCAGAAGGAGGAGUACUUCAGGAAGAGAUUCAGAGAUGAGAAAAAUUCCAGAAGGAUCAUCUCCCACAUGAAGACAUCACGAAGCCUCCACAUCAUGUGCCACAUCCCAGUCUUCUGCUGGAUCACUGCUACAGUUCUGGAGGAUGUGUUAAAGACCAGAGAGRRAGGARAGMUGCCCAGAACYCUGACWGAGAUGUACAUCYACUUCCUGGUGGUUCAGAMCAAAGUGAAGAAGGUCAAGUAUGAUGGAGGAGMUGAAACAGAUCCACACUGGAGUCCAGAGAGCAGGAAGAUGAUCGAGUCUCUGGGAAAACUGGCUUUUAAUCAGCUGCAGAAAGGAAACCUUAUCUUCUAUGAAUCAGACCUGACAGAGUGUUGCAUCGAUAUCAGAGCAGCCUCAGUGUACUCAGGAGUGUUCACACAAAUCUUUAGAGAGGAGACAGGGCUGUACCAGGACAAGGUGUUCUGCUUCGUCCAUCUGAGUGUUCAGGAGUUUCUGGCUGCUCUUCAUGUUCAUCAGACCUUCAUCAACUCUGGGGUCAACCUGAUGGAAGAAAAUCAACCAUCAUUUUUCUCUACAUUUCUCUCUAGAUUCUUUAGCAAAUCAAAUAUAAAUUAUCUUCAUCAGAGAGCUGUUGACCAGGCUUUACAGAGUCCAAAUGGACACYUGGACUUGUUCCUCCGUUUCCUCCUUGGACUUUCACUGCAAAUCAAUCAGAGACUCCUACAAGGUCUGCUGACACAGAAAGUAAGUAGCUCACUGACCAAUCAGGAAACAGUUCAGUACAUCAAGAAGAAGAUUAGUGAGAAUGUAUCUGCAGAGAAAAGCAUCAAUCUGUUCCACUGUCUGAAUGAACUGAAUGAUCAUUCUCUAGUGGAGGAGAUCCAACAGUCUCUGAGUUCAGGAAGUCUCUCCACAGAUAAACUGUCUCCUGCUCAGUGGUCAGCUCUGAUUUUCAUCUUAGUGUCAUCAGGAAAAGAUCUGGAUGUGUUUGACCUGAAGAAAUACUCUGCUUCAGAGGAGGUUCUUCUGAGGCUGCUGCCAGUAGUUAAAGCCUCCAACAAAGCUCUACUGAGUGUCUGUAACCUCUCAGAGAGAAGCUGUGAAGCUCUGUCCUCAGUUCUCAGCUCCCAGUCMUCCAGUCKCAGAGAACUGGACCUGAGUAACAACAACCUGCAGGAUUCAGGAGUGAAGCUUCUCUCUGCUGGACUGAAGAGUCCAAACUGCAACCUGGAAACUCUCAAACUGAGUGGCUGUAACCUCUCAGAGAGAAGCUGUGAAGGUCUGUCCUCAGUUCUCAGCUCCCAGUCCUCCAGGCUCAGAAAACUGGACCUGAGUAACAACAACCUGCAGGAUUCAGGAGUGAAGCUUCUCUCUGCUGGACUGAAGAGUCCAAACUGUAACCUGGAAACUCUCAGAUUAUCAGGCUGUUUGGUCUCAGAGGAAGGCUGUGCUUCUCUGGCCUCAGCUCUGACCUUUAACCMCUCCCAUCUGAAAGAGUUGGACCUGAGCUACAAUCAUCCAGGAGACUCAGGAGUGAAGCUGCUGUCGGCUGGACUGAAGGAUCCAGACUGGAGACUGGAAGCUCUCAGGUAUGGAGGAACCUGCUGCAGGAGCAGAGGUCUGAUAGAGGAGGAAGAGGAGAAACAUUCCUGUCAACUCACCAUCGACACAAACACAGUCAGCAGAGACCUCAAACUGUUUAAAGACAACAGGAAGGUGACAUGGGUGAAGGAACUUCAGUCAUAUCCUGAUCAUCCAGACAGAUUUGAUAUCUGGCCUCAGCUGCUGUGUAGAACUGGUCUGACUGGUCGCUCUUACUGGGAGGUCAAGUGGAGAGGAAUGGUUUAUAUAUCAGUGAGUUACAGAAGAAUCAAGAGGAAAGGAAACGGUACAGACUGUUUGCUUGGAGGGAAUGAUCAUUCCUGGAGUCUGAAAUGCUCUGAUCAUGGCUACUCUGUGAGGCACAGUAACAUAAAAACUCGUCUCUCCUCCUCCUCUGUCUCUAACAGAGUAUCAGUGUAUGUGGACUGUCCUGCUGGCAUUCUGUCCUUCUACAGAGUCUCCUCUGACUCACUGAUCCACCUCCACACCUUCAACACCACAUUCACUGAACCUUUGAUUCCUGGAUUUGAGUUCGGUUCUGGUUCCUCUGUGUUUCUUUGCUGAUUUGAGUCUAAAGAGUCUAAAGAUUUUCCUCCUGUCAGAUAA
Messenger RNA from Poecilia reticulata (guppy), 3027 nucleotides. Lineage: Eukaryota; Metazoa; Chordata; Actinopteri; Cyprinodontiformes; Poeciliidae. The record is from RefSeq and is a predicted model, not a curated record.